Messenger RNA from Cynoglossus semilaevis (tongue sole), 2996 nucleotides. Its product is annotated as interleukin-17 receptor D. The transcript has 11 exons. The record is from RefSeq and is a predicted model, not a curated record. The annotation marks the transcript as partial. Gene Ontology annotation, molecular function: interleukin-17 receptor activity; protein binding. NCBI's taxonomy places the organism in Eukaryota, Metazoa, Chordata, Actinopteri, Pleuronectiformes, Cynoglossidae.
AAUAAUAAUAGAGAAAACCAGUUGUGUCUCUGCUCUGGACUUUCAAAUGAAGCAACAUGCAGACCUCUUAAUGUUUUCUCCUUUACCCUCCAGGGAGGUCCAGGAUGUGAAUACUGCAGAGUCAGUGGAAGUGACAUCAAGGAGGCUCUCGGUUUGAACUCCAUCUCAACGUUUGGAGGUUGUGUCCCAUGGCCGUGUCUGGCCUUGGUGGGAAAAGAAGACCCUCACAUCUGUCAACACUACGUCCAAGCCCCCACUGAUGUGACAGUGGAGUUGGUGCAGGAUUCAAACCCUACAUCAGACUCUGUGGUGAUCUCCUGGAAACCCAGUUACUAUGGCAUCGCCUUCCUGCGAGGCUUUCAGGUGAUUCUGCAGGCUCUGGGAGGAUCCACUGUGGCCUGUCAGCUGUUGCUCUUCCACCGUAACCUCUCCCUCCCCGUGUCACAUGCUGAAAGGGUGUACCGGUCGGAUCCCUUCCAUGGCCUCUCCCUGGAUUCUCAGUACGCUGUGACUGUCAUGGCUCUGCCUGUUCCUGAGGAGUGGGAGAAGUUCUAUAAGAACAAGAUCUUCUCCACACGCUCCUGUGCAGAGAAGAACGGUCUUGAGGCGUGCAAAAAAGACUGGUAUCCUGAGCAGGUUAAGGUCCAGCAUGAUGGAAUUGACAUCUCUGUGACCUUUAACCUGGCUCCUGAAGAACUGGGCAUAUCGAGCUACUUCUCACUUUGUUACACAAGUGGAAUGAAGACAUACACGGACAUCAAACCAAACUACAAGCAAAACAAGACUCACUGCACCUACCACCUCAAAGACCUGCAGGAGGAAACCAAUUACACCUGUGAGAUCGCCGCAAAUGAAGUGGAUGCAGUCCGACGAACGUUCAAUGUUUACGUGCCAAGAAUCCAUACAGACCCUGUAAUCACUCCCCCUCCAUCUUUGGCCCUGGUGCUCCCUGUGUGUCUGGCUGUGCUCUGUGUACUGCUCAUCAUGCUGGCUGCUCUCAUCAUCAGGAGGAGGAGGAGGAGGAGAUCCAAGGAACCCAAGAUGAAGAAGCAUCACAUUAAUCCAGACAUUUUAAAGCAGCAUGAAGACUCCACAGGCCAGGAGGAGGUGGUGUUGUUACCUGGGAGGAGAGCGACUCCUCCUCGUCUUCUGCUCUGCUACAGUAGUCGUGACGGAGCAGCUCAUGUCAAAGCAGUCCUGCAGUUAGGAGCCUUCAUACAGCAGCACAUGGCCACACAGGUGUGUCUGGACCUGUGGGAUUCUCUGAGCGUGGCUGAAGAGGGCAGUGUGGUCUGGCACUGUCGACAGAUCCGUGAAAGCGACUUCAUUUUGGUCAUCUGUUCCAAAGGACUCAACUACAGACACCAGAGUCCAGCAUCAGGGAGCCAGGAGGAGGAGGAGGCCAAGAUGUUUGGUACCUUCAGCUCUGACGCAGUUGUCCAACUCAUCAGAGAGGAGGUCUGUCAAGCCAAAGCCAGAGGCCAGGAUCUGUCCAAAUACAUGGCGGCCAUUUUUGAGUAUUCUGAAGAAACCGACAUCCCCACUGAGCUAAGGCUGGUUCCUCACUACACGCUUACCAGUGACCUGCCGCUGCUCUUCUCCCACCUCCACAGUGUGGCGCUGCACCAGCCUGGAGGUUACCUGAAGAUUGGCAACAUGUCUGAAGAAGGUUUUUCCAAAUUGCCAGCAGGAGCUGCUCUGCAAACUGCUAUCCAUGAGGCAGGGACGGCAACGAAAGGACAAAGACGACACUCUGUGGACGGAGUGGUUUGAAGACUUGUAUCAGAUAUCUUAAGAUGAAUUUUGGGCUUACAUUAGAAUCAGAUAUUCUGUGGACAUCCCGAUUUAUCAACAACUGCUUAUGCCGCAAAGAAACUUGAAAACACAGUGGAAGGAUAAAUUGAGGGCGGAGCAUUUCAGAGACGGUUCCAGAACGGUUCUACUGGAUCAAGAUAAAGACAGAGCAAUUAUUUAAAACCAACCUUUAAGACUUGUAUUAUUUGUUUUUUGACACAGUACUUUACUUUGGUUCUCCCAUCCCAGAGCCACUUCACAACUGAUGAAGCCUCUGGGAUGAAAUUCAAAUGUCUUCAUGAAACGUUAGGCAGUUAGGGAAUGACCUGAAUGACAGAUCUUCACAUACUAGUUGCUAACUUGUUUUUUUGGGAUAUCCUGUUGUUUCCUCUUUAUAGUUGAUCAUUUUACCAAUGUUUCUGGGCUGAGGUAUGGCUAUUUUUGCUUUUUCUGGACUAACUGGGUUUUUAAUGGUAUUAUUUGUAAGUAUAUAUAUUAGUAAAGAUUUUAUCUUUAUUAAUAGCAUUAUUUGCAUAUAUCAGGACAACCUAAAUUGCUUUGUAACGCAAAAUUUCACUUUGAUCUUGGGUGGGUCUUUGAGCCACUUUUGCUAUUAGACUGAUUAUAACACAUUCUUAGCUUAUUUGUAGUUACUCCUGUUUUACUACAUAUCAAUGUUUUAGCCAAAUUUCUCUUUUUUGCAUAUUUUUGGGUUACUGAUGGUCAUAUAUUUGGCAAAUUGUACAGUAGCUAUUUCUUCCUCACUCUAAUUUCUGUUAUUUUGGCUAACUUUUUUUAGCUCUGAUUACACAAACACAGUAUGGCUGGACAAUGAUUACAAAUUUUAACCUUGUAAUUAAUCGCACUGUUUCGCAGUCUCCUUGAUUUACAGACCAUCAGCUCUGAAAUGUCUUAACGUUUGUAAGUAAUGGAAGGCUUUUUUAUUAAAUACUCUAGCUAAAAAUCUUUGUUAAUGGUCAGUAAAGCUAACAGUUAUUUAUGUUUGUUCUGGCUCAUCAUUUAGGCCAAUCAAAUGUAAUAUUAAUGCCAAAUUUGAAGACAAACAUGAAGUGCAGUCAGUACAUUAAGGCACAUGUUUAUUAACUUUCGAUAUGUAAUUAAUGCUAUUUUAACAUUUAUGUAUUUUUUGAAGAAAUGUAAUUGUUUUAAAAUGAGAUAAUAAAAGUUUAAUUUACUUUGCA